Alligator mississippiensis (American alligator) is the source of this 6003-nucleotide messenger RNA. It is a transcript of the gene CDA, whose product is annotated as cytidine deaminase. The transcript has 5 exons. Bases 92 to 562 code for a protein of 156 amino acids. Gene Ontology annotation, molecular function: zinc ion binding; cytidine deaminase activity. Lineage: Eukaryota; Metazoa; Chordata; Crocodylia; Alligatoridae. The record is from RefSeq and is a predicted model, not a curated record. Gene Ontology annotation, cellular component: cytosol.
GCGGGGCUCCGGCUGCGGACGGCUCCUCUCCUGCCCCGGACGGCACGGACAGCCCAGGUACCAAGAGGGAAGGAUACACCUGAGUGUGCCCAUGGCUCAGGUGCCGGGCAACUGUUCCCAGGGCUCUCCGCCAAACAGUGCCAGCUCUUCGGUGGGACCCGAGCAGAUCCAACACCUCUUGCACAUGUGCAAGGAAGCCAAGAAAGCAGCCUAUUGUCCCUACAGCCACUUCCCAGUGGGAGCAGCUCUUCUGACUGGUGACGGGAGGAUCUUCUCUGGGUGCAACGUGGAGAACGCCUGCUUCCCGCUGGGGGUGUGCGCUGAGCGCACUGCCAUUCAGAAAGCCAUCUCGGAAGGGUACACGGAUUUCAGAGCCAUGGCCAUUGCGAGUGACUCAGAGGAGCAGUUCAUCGUGCCCUGCGGGGCCUGCCGGCAAGUAAUGAGAGAGUUUGGGAGAAACUGGGACAUUUUCAUGACAAAGCCAAAUGGGACGUAUGUGUUCAAGACUCUUGAAGAGCUCUUGCCUCUGUCAUUUGGACCUGAGGAUCUAAGGAAGCCAUGAAGAAUGCAUGGGACACUUGGCCUGUAACGGCACCGAGGAGCCUUUGGACAAUCUUCCACUUCCUGCCUCCUGGAUGGAGCUUUGAUGACACUUCCCAAUUCUGCCUUCUCAGUUGUCAUUCAGCUUCCCCAGCUCUCAGAUAAAGGUGCUUUUGUGUUUUGGGGUUUUUUUUAAAGGGGAUUAGGGAAGCUUUGAUUACGAUGUUUUAAAAUACUACCAUCUUACUAGAAGCUGCAAAGCCAGUGAUUACCCAUGUGAUGGUACCUAUGUAACGUUUAAGAGAGGACUUUAAGAAGAAUGUGAUAGUCUGUUGACAACUUGCCUGGAGUCCAGUGGGGUGGCGUAUCAGUCAAAAUAGAGUUGGGUCAUAAUACAAGACUGAUGUUUCUCAACAUGUUAAAAAGGAGACAGACAGCAAGGGGUUAUUGUAACUAGUGACCAGAAGGGGACAGGAUCUGUUUGUACAUUUCUUCUAAAUCCUGCCACCCUGGAAAAUACAGUGUGCCUUCAGGAGUGGGGGCAUUGGCUGAUACCAACGGAGAGGAAGGAAUUAGCUCCCCAGUAGCACUUAGUAUUAUAGAAAAUUCAGGUGCGAAGGGACCUCAGGAGGUCACAUCUAGUCCAACCCCUUGCUCAAGGCAGGACCAGCCCCAACUACAUCAUCCCAGCCAAGGCUUUGUGUAGCCGGGUCUUAACCUCCAAGCAUGGAGACUCCACCACCUCGCUGGGUAACCUGCUCCAGUGCAUCGCUACCCCACUAGUGAGAGUUUUUCCUAAUUUCUAACCUAAACUGCCCUUGCUGCAACUUGAGCCCAUUGCUCCUUGUUUCAUAGUUUCAUAGUAGGUAGAGUCAGAAGGGACCUGAGCAGAUCAUCAAGUCCAACCCCCUGCCCUGGCAGGAAAAAGUACUAGGGUCAAAUGACCCCAGCAAGGUGUUCGUCUAACCUCCUCUUAAAGACCCCCAGGGUAGGAGCCAGCACCACUUCUCUUGGAAGUUGGUUCCAGGUCCUAGCCGCCCUGACAGUGAAGUAGCGCCUCCUGAUAUCUAGUCUGAAUCUACCCUCUGCCAGCUUGUGACCAUUAUUUCUCGUCACUCCUGGUAGUGCUCGGGGGAACAGGGAUGCCUGCAAUGCCUGCUGGUCCCCCCUGACUAGUUUGUAACAGGCCACUAGAUCCCCCUCAGCCUUCUCUUGUGGAGGCUGAACAGGUUCAGACCCCUUAGCCUCUCCUUGUAGGGCCUGCCCUGCUGCCCCCUGAUCAUGCGAAUGGCCCUCCUCUGGACCCUCUCCAUAUUGGCCACAUCCCUCCUGAAGUGCAGUGCCCAGAACUGGAAACAGUACUCCAACUGUGGUCUUACCAGUGUCGUGUAGAGGGGGAGGAUCACCUCCUUGGACCUGCUCAAGAUGCAUCUGUGGAUGCAUGACAAGGUGCGGUUGGCCUUCCUGACCGUGUCCCCACGCUGUCGGCCCAUGUUCAUUGUGGCAUCAAUGAUGACUCCAAGAUCCUUUUCUGCCUCUGCACUGAUGAGAAGGGAGUUCCCCAGCGUGUAGGUCUGCUGCUGGUUCUUCCUCCCCAGGUGCAGCUCCUUGCACUUGUCAGUGUUGAACCCCAUCCUGUUCUCAUCCGCCCACUCCUGUAGCCUGUCCAGAUCCGAUUGCAGCCUAUUCCUCCCUUCUAGCGUGCCCACUUCCCCCCACAUCUUAGUGUCGUCUGUGAAUUUGAACAGGGUACUUUUCACCCCCUCGUCCAAGUCACUGAUGAAGAUGUUGAAUAGUGUGGGCCCGAGGACCGAGCCCUGGGGGGCCCCACUGCCCACAUCCCUCCAGGUCGAAAACGACCCGUCCACCACCGCUCUCUGGGUGCAGCCCUCCAGCCAGUUAGCGACCCAUCUGACCGUGUAGGCAUCAACACCACUGCCUCCUAGUUUCUUACUGAGAAUGGGUGAGACACAGUGUCGAAGGCCUUCCUGAAGUCCAGAAAGACUGCUACCCCUACGUCUAAGGAUGCUGUGACCUGGUCGUAGAAGGCCACCAGGUUGGUCUGACAGGACCUGCCCCAAAUGAGCCCAUGCUGGUUGCCCCUAAGCAUAACCUCCUGUGCCAGGAUAACUCUCUCAAAAAGCUUACCCAGGAUCAAGGUCAGACUAACUGGCCUAUAGUUUCCUGGGUCCUCCUUCCUUCCUUUUUUGAAAAUGGGAACCACACUGGCCCUUUUCCAGUCCUCUGGCACCACACCAAAGCACCAUGAGUGCUCGUAAAGCCAUGCCGGGGGUCCCACAAUGACCUCUGCUCAUUCCCUCAGCACCCUGGGGUGGAGGUCAUCAGGACCAGCUGAUUUAAAUACGUCCAGUCCCUCCAGAAGUUCCUGGACUAGGUCCUCACUGACCCUGGGUGCACCUCCCCUGGGGCCUGAGGGGGUCCCGGCGGACGGGCUGAUCUGGUCCCUGCUCAGGAAAAUGGAGGCAAAGAAAUUGUUAAAUAGGUUAGCCUUGUUGUCUGGUGCGACAACCAGAUUUCCUAGCUUGCCUUGCAGAGGCCCCACGUUACCCAGUACCUUCUUUUUGCCCCCUAUGUAUUUGAAAAAGGACUUCUUGUUGUCCUUGAUCCGGGUCGCUAGUCCCAGUCCCAUCUCCGCCUUGGCCGUCCUGACUGCCCCCCUGCAGCCCCGAGCACCCGAGGUGUAGUCCUCCUUGGUGAUGGCCCCUCCCUGCCAUUGGGUGUACACCUCCCUUUUAGCUAGGAGACGUUCCCGUAUGCUUUUGGGGAGCCACGGGGGCUUUUGCGCCCUUUGAUCUGUGUUGGGAUUACCUCCCUUUGGGCUUCGAGGAUCGUCUCCUUAAGGAACGACCACUCUUCUUGGACACCCAACUCUCCUCCCCUCCGGGACCUCAGUGCCUCCCCAACUAUUCUUCUUACCUCGUUGAAGUCCACCCUCCUGAAGUCCAGGGCUGCUGCCUUGCUGCAGGCUUUUGCCACCUUGCGCUGGAUGGUGAAUUGCAGCAGGUGAUGAUCGCUGUUGCCCAGGGGGUCGAGCACCCGCAGACCCCUCACCACGUCAUCACCUGUGGCCAGGACCAGGUCCAACAAGGCGUCUCCCCGGUGGGACGGUGCACCUCCUGCAUUAGAUGGAGGUCCUGUAUCUCGGCUAGGAACCUAUGCGGGCGGUCAGACCUGGCUGACUGCUCCUCCCAGCAGAUGUCUGGAAAGGUCAGGUCCCCCAUGAUGACCACGUCUUUUGACCUAACUAUCUCCGUGAGCUGACUUAAGGAGGGUAAGUUCCUCCUGCUUGUUCCCCAUACUACAAGCAUUUGUGUGGAGGCAUUUGAGGCCUCCUGAAGAUGUGUGCACUGCCCCCUAAUCUCAGUACAGUAUUCAUUCUGCUCGUCGUUGGUCCAGGCUGGGCUGUCGUUGUGGGUGUCUCUUGGUUUAUUGGUUCCAGGCUUCCUCCGCCCUCAUCUUCCCCGUCCCCUGAUGAGCCUAGUUUAAAGCCUGCCGGAGGAGAUCGGCCAACCUAGAAGAGGACACACGCUUCCCUUUGGGGGAAAGAUGAAGCCCAUCCCACCCGAGCAUGUCUCUCCUUGCUCUGUCAUCCGCCACCACAGAAAACUUCGUGCAGCUGAGGGGGUUCCUUGGUGGUGCAUCCAUGGAAAUAGUCCUGCCCAACCUCAUUUCCUUGGAUGAGAACUCGGGUUAAGGGACUGGGAACAUGUCAGGGGUGCUGUUACUGUUGUAAAGGAAAUACACAUAUUAAAACUCACUCCUCUUUCUUGGGGUAAUGAUGGUGCCUGAAGGGCAGAGCACUAGGCCAGGACCAUGGAGACCUGGGCUCUGAAUCCAGCUGUGUCCCUGGACUGCUGGAUGCCAAUGGACUAACCCUUUCACCUCUGUGUCCCAUUCUCCCAUUUGUAAAAUUGGGACAAUUAUACUAUUGACCUGCUUUGAAAAGUGCUUUGGGGCCUAGUGAUGAACGGUGUCAAAGCAGUACAUUGUCUUUGUUACUAAGAGCAGGGGGAAAUAUUUUAAUGUGAAUAUAUGCACAUGCAACUCCAAAGGUACAUCCUUGCAGCCUCGUUUGUGAUUGAAGCCUUUCAAAAGAAGGUCAAAUCAGAUUGGACCCCACACGUGAUUUGGUUUUUAAAAAGAAGUAGAAACAUCUCCCUAAUUUACAUAAUUGUCAUCAGAGGAAACAGUUUGCUGGUACAGAAGAUUUAAAUGACCUUAUCUACAAGUGAUCAGACAAAAGAGGAAAAUGACUGAAACCCUGUUCUCACACCCUGAACUAAGAAGUCAACCAGCGAUAUAAAAAUGACAAAGCAUGGUAGAGUUUUAAAAUGCUUUUGAGUGUCUCUGUUCACAAUACCAAGGCAAGAAAGAGCUGUUUUCCAGUCAAAUCCUAUUAUUGUCAACACUUUUCUUUUAAAGUUUAAACAGUGUAGUCCGGAGUCCAGAUUGUCCGUUUUAAAUGAGAAGCCUUUGGACAAUCUUACACUUCCUGCCUUCCACAUGAAGCUUUGUUUGACGCUUCCCAAUUCUGCCUUCUCAAUUGUUGCUCAGCUUCCGCAGGCCUUGGAAACACCGACCAAAAUCACGUGCAUAAUACAGCCUGGGAAGAGCUAACACUGCAAUUCAAACCUUACCUUGCCAUUUGUUCAAGAGGACAGAGCACAACGAGACCGAUGAGAGAGAGGAGCCAGCAGUCUCUCUGCCCAGCCCUGCCAUGGGCUUGCUGUGUGAGCAAGCUAGCUAACCUCCAGUGCCUUAGCGUCCUGCCUGGAUAAUGAUAAAUUAACUUUGAUUGCAAAGCGCUUCGAGAUGCUUGUAUGAAUAAUGCUUGGGUAGUGCCAAAUAUUACCCGUACUGAUCCUAAGGCAGGCGCUCCAGAUUUAUGCUAAGUUUAAUUCCCGUCAGUCUGAUGCAAACUGUUUCAUAAAUGGUAAGAAUAGAAAUACACAUCCCAGAGGACCCACAUUUGUCUGAAGAAUGAUGCUGUAGCCUAAAGAGGCAAACGCACAUUUUCACUGCAUCCACCUACCUCCAAUGUUAUACAGGCGCACACGCAAUUUUAGAGCUUAUGAAACAACUGAGUCAGAGUCCCGGGAAGCUGCUUUGCUGCUUGCAGAUGCAAGCCCUCUGUGAUCAAAUGGAGUAAGAGAUGGAUUUGGUUCCACUUUUGGGUCUGUUCCUGCUGGGAAGGGAAAUUGCACAGAUUAAUAAACCAGUCAAACCCAGGAGCUUUGAAGCGAUGUAAAACCAGUACUUGUAAAGUCAGUGAAUCCAUCAGCCAGCCCUGAAUAAGAAAAGAAAACAGAAACUAAAGGCUUCAUAAAUCUUGAGUGGAAAGUGUUGUUAAUGUAGAGAGGAGGUUAUUAGUAAGCAUCAAUCAAGCAUGUUGCAGUUUAUAUGCCCUUUAUUAUUAUGAAUGAAAUGCCAACGCUGAGAGCG